AUGGGUCGUUCAUUUUAUUCCGACGAGGAGGACAUUUUGCCCACUCCGGGGCUUAACCAGGCGAUUCCGAAGGACCUCAGUAAAAAGGAGGACUUACUCAGAAACCCACACAAGCAGGUUGUGGAAGGAAAAGUCAUCAGUACCAAUAGCACGCUCGAGAAAUACGCCAAACAAGCUCGUGAAUAUGCUGUUCAAAAGCUGGACAUAUUCGAUGCCGAGUAUAGAAACCUUCAUGCUGCAUAUCUGAACGAGAAGCGCAAUGUCAUUGAGAAAUAUCACCAACUCGUUGCCGAGCCUGUUCUGCCUUCUGGAUUGUACAUUUUGACUGCUAUGCUAACAGGUUCGAUCAUGGUGCGUACCAGGUCUCUGCCUCUUCGGUUUGUGACCCCUGUGGCUUUUGGAUUAGCUGCCACGAAGUAUCUGAUGCCAAAGACCCUGCAGAACACUACAAGCUGGCUAAGUUCUCUCUCAAGAGAGCAUAUACCGGAAGUGAGCAAGCACAUGGACGAAACUGUUGCACAGGUUUCAGAUUGUUUGUCUAACAUAGAGAAGAAACGCUACGAAUGGAGGCAAUCGCUUACAGAUAGCGUCAGAACAGCAAGACUGGAGGUUCUUCAGUGGACGCAGGAUAAAAAAUGA
Ogataea angusta is the source of this 639-nucleotide messenger RNA. RefSeq lists its product as uncharacterized. The record is from RefSeq and is a predicted model, not a curated record. The transcript has a single exon. Lineage: Eukaryota; Fungi; Ascomycota; Pichiomycetes; Pichiales; Pichiaceae. Gene Ontology annotation, cellular component: MICOS complex; mitochondrial crista junction. Gene Ontology annotation, biological process: cristae formation. The coding region runs from base 1 to 639 and encodes 212 amino acids.